AUGAGUUCACUGAAUACAGCAGCUGUUGGAUUUCUUGCAGUUCCAGCGAAGCUUCCAAAAGAAUGGCAACCCAAACUGAAUGAAUGGAAUCCAUACCACUGCAGCCAUCCUGAUGUAGCCAGAGCAGGUUGGAGAAAAUGGAGUGCUGAACAGCCCGGCUGGCAGGCUUGGAAAGCUUCCUCUCGUCACCCGGACUGGUACAAUAGAGAGGUUAACUACAUUGUACAAGCAAACAACAAGAACAAGAACUGGCACUGGGAACAGCCAUCCAAACCAACCAGCAGACAAUAUGCUUCCAUCCCUGGCGAUAAUGAGCCGACCCUGAAAGUUGGCCAGAAGCUCUUCCCUCACAACAGGGGUUACCAUGGAAACUUAAGCUACCCUCAACCUUUCCCCCAGGAAGUGCCCACUCCCAAAUGGGGGUUGUACCAUCCUGGUCACUAUCAGGAGCCAACCAGGCUCAACCAUUUCCCCCCUAUUCACCAUGAAGGGUAUCAGAAAAGAGAUCAAUGA
Molecule: messenger RNA, 513 nt
Organism: Candidula unifasciata
Lineage: Eukaryota; Metazoa; Mollusca; Gastropoda; Stylommatophora; Geomitridae
Source: the annotation of a GenBank genome assembly